Musa acuminata AAA Group (dessert banana) is the source of this 1764-nucleotide messenger RNA. Its product is annotated as palmitoyl-acyl carrier protein thioesterase, chloroplastic. The coding region runs from base 306 to 1586 and encodes 426 amino acids. Gene Ontology annotation, molecular function: acyl carrier activity; fatty acyl-[ACP] hydrolase activity. The transcript has 7 exons. The record is from RefSeq and is a predicted model, not a curated record. Lineage: Eukaryota; Viridiplantae; Streptophyta; Magnoliopsida; Zingiberales; Musaceae. Gene Ontology annotation, biological process: fatty acid biosynthetic process.
GCUGGCUUUGGAUUUUGGAAUAACAAAAGGCUAAAAAAAGAGAGGAAGAAAAAAAGCUCGCUCCUUUCUAUUCCACCCCCCCUCUCCAUCUCUCUCUUCCGGAAGGAGGACGCGGCUCAAACCCUAGAGGAAGGAGGGCAAGGGAUCGAGGAGGAGGCCGCGUGGUGACCCAUAUGUGAGCGCAGGAAUCCGGUGGAGGCUUCUCGUCACUUGUCUCCUCUUCCUCGCAUCCAAUCCGAGGUGCUGUCAUUGAUCUUUAAUUCCGGGUAAUCAAGAGGGAGCGUGAAAACCUUCCAUCGAUCAUCAUGGUUGCUUCCAUGGCGGUGGCCUCGGCCUUCUUCCCCGGCCCGUCUUCCUCGUCUGUGGUUUCAGCAAAAGCAUCAAAAGCCAUUGGUGAAGGCCCUGAAAACUUGGGCGUCAGAGGCAUUGUAGCCAAGCCUAUGUCAGUGUCAGGUGCCAUGGAGGUUAAGGCGCAGGCCCAAGCACUUCCUAAGGUCAACGGUACUAAGGUCGGCCUGAAAACUGAAGCCCAAAAGGUCGAGGAAGAUUCUCCAUCGGCACCGAGAACAUUCUACAAUCAACUGCCGGACUGGAGCUUUCUUUUUGCUGCCAUAACAACUAUCUUCUUGGCUGCGGAGAAGCAAUUUACCCUGAUUGACUGGAAGCCCAGGCGGCCUGACAUGCUUGCUGAUGCAUUUGGGCUCGGGAAGAUCAUGCCAGAUGGGCUAGUUUUCAGGCAGAAUUUCUCCAUCAGGUCUUAUGAGAUCGGGGCAGAUCGAACAGCUUCUAUAGAGACUUUAAUGAACCAUCUACAGGAAACAGCGCUUAACCAUGUAAGGAGCGUUGGCCUCCUAGGUGAUGGCUUUGGUUCGACCCCUGAAAUGAGCAAGAGAAAUUUGAUCUGGGUUGUCACAAAAAUGCAGGUCAUUGUAGAAAAAUAUCCUUCCUGGGAAGAUGUUGUUGAAGUAGAUUCAUGGGUGGCUCCAUCUGGGAAAAAUGGGAUGCGCCGUGACUGGCAUGUUCGUGACUACCGAACAGGGAAAACUGUUCUGAGAGCAACCAGUGUGUGGGUAAUGAUGAACAAACAGACAAGGAAAUUGUCUAAAAUUCCAGAGGAAGUUAGGGCAGAAAUAGGAUCCUAUUUUGUGGAUCGUGGUCCUAUUAUAGAGGAUGAUAGCAGAAAGCUAGCAAAGCUUGAUGAUAGUACUGCAGAUUAUGUUCGAAAGGGGCUGACUCCUCGAUGGGGUGAUUUGGAUAUCAACCAACAUGUGAACAAUGUUAAGUAUAUUGGCUGGAUCAUCGAGAGUGCCCCGAUCUCAAUCCUGGAGAGCCAUGAGCUCGCCGGAAUGACAUUAGAAUACAGGAGGGAAUGCGGGAAGGACAGCAUGCUGCAAUCGCUCACGGCUGUCGACGAUGACGACGGCGAUGGCAGCGCCCCUGAAGGAUCACCCGGGGCUGGCAUCGAGUGCCGGCAUCUUCUGCGUCUCGAAUGUGGGGCCGAGAUCGUGAGGGGUCGGACCGAGUGGAGGCCUAAGCGUGCCCAGGGUCUCCAAACCAAGGGGCCACUUCAAGCUGCGACCGUGUAAUGCGACGAUGGAUCUGAUCGGUGUCUUGCUCUACUGCAUGAUUACCACUCUGUGGUAGGAGAUGGAGACCAUAUAAAUACAACAGCUUGUAUCAUCUGUUUUCUUUUCUACGCUUUUGUUCGCUUUUGGAUCGUAUUGGUGCCUUAUGUAAUUAAUCAUCACGGAUUAUUGUUUGCAA